ACUGUUGCAUAUAACCCUUUCUUUUUCCUCGCUCCGCCCACCCCCACUCAAAUUUCCUCUAGUCUUUUCCUCUGUUUUUUUCCCCCAUUUUUUUUUAUCCUUUGCAUUGCAAGGCAUCUCCUCUACCAAUCUUCGACUAGCCAUAGAGAUCUAGAGCCUUUAUCACCAUAUUUGAGCAUAUGCAGCCAUAUUGAUUUUCAAUCUACUCCAUAAGAAAAAGGGUCUAAAUAAUUCUUGGCUUAAAUAAUUCUUGGCUUUGCAUUCACUGGUGCCAAGUCAACAACUGAGCUUCUCCAAGGCUGAAUUUUACCCAUUUAGGAGUUGAAAUUUAUACAUGUAGCUACUGCCUUCUUGUCCGAAUUUUCUAUCGAAACAGGGAAAGAAUUGGCAGUAAAAUAAAUGUGUUGUAAACUUGAUUAUGUAGAAUUUAGCUUGAUUUGGCUGCUAUGAUUUCUGGAGAGAAAUCCCGUGUGUGAGUGUGGUUUUGCCAAGCCAUUUUCUCCAUUUUUCUAUCCCGGGAGUGGAAGCCAUAUGCAUGGGUGUUGUAUGUAUAUAUAUAUAUAUAUGUAAUUGUGUAUAUAUACACAAUUCGGUUGUGAUGCCCAAAUUUGAAGAAAAUAAAUAAAUAAGUUCUGGAUCCUUCGAUCACUUUAGUGUGUGGAUUGAGUCUUCGGUUUUAUGCGAGUGAGGUAAGUAAAUUUAUGGUAAAGCCCUUUGAUUUUAAAGCAUAUUUUAAACUAUUUUUGAGAUGGUGACAAGGUUUAAAUUGAUUUUAUCAGCAUCUGAGUGUGAUUAAACUGAAAUGAAAAUUGUGAUGAUUUUUAUGAAAAUUAUUAUUUUCUGGAAUUGAGCAGGAUUGGAAUGAAAAUGAGAAUUUCAUUGUUUUUCUGGAGUUGAGCAUGCCCACAUGAAAUUGUUUUCAUUUGCAUUGAAUAAAGCAUGCCUAUUUGGAAUUGACUGAACUGCUUUGAUAAAUUGAAAAUUUUGUAAGUUUUGAGUUUUCUGUUAAAUCCACGCUCACAUGGAAAUUUUUCGAUUUAUUCUAAAAUUUGAGAUUGAUUAUGAAUUACGAAUUUUUCUGUAAAUCUUGCAUGGUUUUGUCUCUGAUAUAGUCAUGAUUACUGACGCCCGCCAGUGGGAGUUUGUAAACGUUGGCACAUGUCGACAUGUUUACUGAUAUGACCGAUUCAUUCUGUAAUCCUACCAAUGGGAUAAGACAUUGUACUUCUGUAACCCUGCCAAUGGGGUUAAAUAUUGGUUAUUACUGACGCCUGCCAGUGGGGGUUGUUAAACACUGGUACCAUUACUGACGCCUGCCAGUGGGAGUUUGUUAAACACUAGCCAUGACUUAUAGACGAGACUACUGAUGAGUUUUAUUAUGCAUUAACGGUUUGUCAUGGAACGCUUUGCUAUUGAACUGAAUUUGAUUCUGCAUUAACGGUUUAUUAUUGAACGUUUUGUUAUGUUAAACUAUUUGUCAGGCAUGCACUAAAAUUUUACCCAAGGGCUAUCCAUAUUUACUCACUGAACUAUCUCAUAGUUUUCCUUGUUCACCAUUUCAGGAAGCGAAACUGAGGAUUGGGAAACAAAGUGGGAGUGACGAGGUAGAAGGCUAGCCAUUCUAAUUGGGUAUAAGUUUUAGAUUUAUCAUCCUUUUAUAAGGUAGAUUUAUUCUUGAGAUUUUGUGAUUUGAAAAAGUUCCGAACCUUAUGCACUUGUGGGACCCAUCUCACGAGUGCACAGCGUCUACCACGUCUCCAGAUUUGGGUUCUGGGGCGUGACAGUAAUGCUGAUGUGCAUGCAAUUAGCUUUUGUAAGAAUGGAAUCAAGGCAUGGAAAGAUGGUGAUGUCCUUAAAUGAAAAGAAUAAAAAAGUGUAAAAGGA
Molecule: messenger RNA, 1884 nt
Organism: Rubroshorea leprosula
Lineage: Eukaryota; Viridiplantae; Streptophyta; Magnoliopsida; Malvales; Dipterocarpaceae
Source: the annotation of a GenBank genome assembly